AAAAAAAGAAUGCGGCGACAAAAAACCGAAGAGGAACGGAGCUGGACUUCAAUUUCUCGGCAUUUUUUAUGCCUUGAAUGUAGAAAAUAUUUCCGGAAUAAGCGCGAGUUCUAUUGGCACACCGAAGAUUGUCUUAUGGAAGCUUUUGAACGAGAAGUUGCUCUAAGCGUAUCCCGUGGAGCCGACGAAGAUAUCGCUGAAAAUGAGGAAGAAUGGGAUGAUCAACCAUCAGAAGAAGCUCUUGGUCUUAUAGCGAAAAACGAGGCGUCUCCGUCAAAACAACAACAACCACCACCACCACCAAAAUCUUCACCAAGAAAACCGGAAAAAGCUCAAAAAGAGGAAAAAGUGAUAGCAGGGCCACGUGGAUCACAAAUCAUUGUAUCAGUUGAGCCCCAAGUUGAAGCAGGCUUUCAGUCGGAUGAUGAUGAUGAUAGUGAACCACCACUUUUAGUGUCACAAGUUGAACAGGAAAAAGAGGAUAUUAAUGAAGAAGAUAUUGGAAAUAAUGAUGAUGAAGAGGAGGAAAUGGAAGGAGAUUUGGAAUAUGGAGAUGAAGAGACUCCGCUUAGUUUUAUACCUUCUGGAACGGUAGUCGGAGCUCCAGCGAAUCAGGACGACGGCUCGAAACCAAAAAUGGAGUGUCCAACGUGCGGUCUUGUGCUCUAUAGGCACAAUUUUGCGGCUCAUUUCCGAAUUCACACUGGCGAACAGCCGUAUGGAUGUGACUAUUGUGGAAAGCGUUUUCGAACGACAUCAUCGUUAAAAGUGCACAAAAGAGCACAUACUGGAGAGAAGCCGUAUGUGUGUCCGAGUUGUGAUUAUCGAACGAUAACGAAGAGGAAUCUGGAUCGACACAUUGUUAAUCAUCAUAUUAGAAAUGCGGUUAUAAAAGGACCAAUUAUGAGAAGAUCUAGAACAAUUCCUCGAUAUCACCCCGAAGACCAAGUCGAAUCGAUACCGACAACAAUGAAGUACACUGUAAACGAGAAAUCCGUUCGAGUAUCCGUCGCGGCGACACGCCGACGGCAACUUCGAGAAGAUCAUACUUAUAUAUCGGCUGCCGCCGCAUCCACUUCAAAUGAGCCUUAUGUAGAAGAAGAGGAAGAGAUUAUAGAGGAAGCUCCAAUUGGAGACGAAGAUGAUGAAGAAGAAGAAGUUUAUGAAUGAAAAAUGCAAUUUCGACUAAACCAAUGAAGAAAAAUAUUGGAAAAAACAUGGUGCAAUCGACCUACUUGAGCCGACAUGCAAAAGUAAUCACAUUCUAUUUUUUUUUUUCGAAUUGUUCACAUUUUUCCCUGAAAACCCCCACCCCUCUCGUACAUGUAAUAUCAUUUCACCGUAAUCACCUCAUACAAAUGUCAUUUUUUAAUGAUAAUUCUCUGCUUUUUUUACCGCAAUUGUGAAUAAAUUUCAAUUUUUAUGAAAAAUAAUUUUU
Caenorhabditis elegans is the source of this 1438-nucleotide messenger RNA. RefSeq names its product C2H2-type domain-containing protein (gene Y56A3A.28). The transcript has 6 exons. Gene Ontology annotation, cellular component: nucleus. NCBI's taxonomy places the organism in Eukaryota, Metazoa, Nematoda, Chromadorea, Rhabditida, Rhabditidae. The coding region runs from base 10 to 1170 and encodes 386 amino acids. The record is from RefSeq and is marked reviewed.